AUGACCUCCCCAUCAACUAAUACGCUCGAUCAUAUUGUUCAUUUAAGCCAUCCCGGGGCACUUGAUGAAACGAUCAGCCGCUUUCGGGAGCUAGGCUUCAACGUGAUACCAGGUGGCACGCAUGCGGAUGGGUUGACCAGCAACGCAUUGGUGAUAUUCGAAGACGGAACGUACCUGGAGCUACUGAAUUUCGUGAAGCCCGCUGCGUCGUACCCCGCCGGCUCACCGGAGCGAGCGAAGAGGGAUUCACACCCAUGGGCACCCAAGAACCCGGGAUGGAUCGACUUCGCCUUCCUUGGCACGGGCGAAGACAAACAUAGCGGUGGUACCGGGGUGAUUUCGGAAAUAAUCAACGCGCGAAGCAAGGAUGUGCGAUAUCUGGGCGAAGUGGCGGGUGGGCGGGAAACACCUGCAGGAAAGAUCCUGAAGUGGCUGAUUACGAGCCCGGCCAAGCAACAUGGUCGAGGAGUUUUGCCCUUUUUCUGUGGUGACGUUACGCCGAGGGAAUGGAGGGUUCCAGUUACGCAAGAAAACACUGCCCACCCAAAUACAGCGAGAGGCGUAGCCUAUAUAGUCUUGCUCGUGUCCAGCGACAACUUGGCACUGUUGUCCCGUCAAGUCACAACGAUCAUCGGAGCACCUGCGAACCAUGUGGACGACGAACUAUCCUGGUCCUUAGAAACCAUCAGAAGCACACGUCCUGCGGGGCACCUGCGUCUUCGCUCACCGAAAACUGAAGAAGAGCAGAGUUUCCUGGAUUCGAACAUUGAUGCAAAUGUGGGGAUAUACGAGGUAGGCAUAUGGGUCGAUGCAGGCAAAAGUAAAGAACCGGCAUCAUUGCCUCAUACGAGGAUCGUGUGGCAGUCAAUCAUAAACUGA
Molecule: messenger RNA, 879 nt
Organism: Pleurotus ostreatus (oyster mushroom)
Lineage: Eukaryota; Fungi; Basidiomycota; Agaricomycetes; Agaricales; Pleurotaceae
Exons: 4
Coding region: 1-879 (292 amino acids)
Source: RefSeq, a predicted model, not a curated record